Messenger RNA from Fopius arisanus, 3335 nucleotides. RefSeq names its product extensin. Gene Ontology annotation, cellular component: cytoskeleton. The transcript is spliced from 17 exons. The coding region runs from base 214 to 3270 and encodes 1018 amino acids. Lineage: Eukaryota; Metazoa; Arthropoda; Insecta; Hymenoptera; Braconidae. The record is from RefSeq and is a predicted model, not a curated record.
UACUGACCGUUCCUGGUUGGACAACCGUCAACAAUUGCUGCUCAAUCAUUCCGCGAAACCCAUUGUUAUUGCACUCGGUUUGAAUUUUAAGAUCGUAUAUCGGCUUCGCUCAAUUUCUUCGGGAAACUGUGACACAAUUCGGAGAAAAGAUUUUUAUUUCCAGGAUCAUCUUUCGUUUCGGGAUUCCCACCUGAAUUCUGAAAUAGGAGAGACAUGGGUGGAAUGACUCAGAGAUCGUGGACUCCAACUAAACGCAGGGGUCCAAUUGCUGCUGAAUUUGGAAGUCCUGGACCAGCUUGCGUCACCCUUCCACCACUCAUAGGUAAAACUGUUCCAGAUUCAAAAAGAGGCAGAGCCCCUGCGUUUUCGUUCGGCAGCAGACAUGCACCGAAGAAUGAGAGCCCUGGCCCGGGUCCAGGUCAAUACAACGUAUCCGGACUCAAUGCAAAAGGUAAAGACAAAGCCCCAGCACUGUCUCUUCAUGGUCGUACCCAUAGUGACAAGAUUGAAAGUACCCCAGCACCUGGGGAUUACGAUCCACAGAAAGCCGAGAAAAUAAUUCAAGACAGCUCACCGAAGUACUCGUUCGGAAUAAAAACACAGGUUGAAAAAAUUAAUAGCACGCCAGCACCCGGUGAUUAUUGCGCUGAGAGCGUAAUCCUCGACAAAGCACCGCAAUACACGUUUGGCAUGCGACACCCUGGGGAAAGGCGUAGUGACACUCCGGCCCCUGGGUCUUACUACCCAGAAAGAUUUAAGUUGGGUAGAACUCCAGAAUUUACCUUUGGUCGUAGACUGUCUCUCGGUAAAAUCAGUGAUACUCCAGCCCCAGGAUCCUACUGCCCUGAGAAAGUUAAUCUGGAUCAUCAGCCACAGUACACUUUUGGUUUGAGAACUCCAUUCAAUAAGCCCAACGACACUCCAGCCCCUGGAACGUACUGUCCAGAGAGAGUUAAUUUGCAUAAAGGUCCAGAAUUUAGUUUGAGUGGAAAGGGACUGUCAGGGAAACCGAAUGACACACCAGCACCGGGUGCCUACAGUCCCGAGAAAAUAAAUCUAGAUCACCAGCCACAAUACUCCUUUGGCCUCAGAACACCUCUGGACAAACCCAGUGAUACUCCAGCUCCAGGCGCAUACUGUCCUGAAAAAGUUAAUUUACACAAGGGUCCAGAGUACAGUUUAAGUGGAAAAGGUCAUUCUCCAAAAUCAGAAGACACUCCAGCGCCUGGAGCGUACAGUCCAGAGAAAGUAGAUCUGGAUCAUCAUCCCCAGUACAGCUUUGGCUUGAGAACAUCUCUGGAAAAACCCAGUGACACUCCAGCUCCAGGAGCUUAUUGUCCAGAGAGAGUGAAUUUGCACAAGGGUCCGGAGUACAGUUUAAGUGGUAAAGGUCUUUCUCCAAAAGCGGAGGAGACUCCAGCCCCUGGAGCGUAUGCACCGGAAAAAAUUAAUCUACACCGAGGGCCUGAGUACAGUUUAAGUGGAAAGGGGCACUCUGAAAAAUUGAGUGACACACCAGCUCCAGGGGCCUACUGUCCUGAGAAAGUCAAUUUACACAAGGGACCAGAGUACAGUUUAAUUGGAAAAGGUCACUCUCCAAAAUCUGAAGACACUCCAGCACCUGGAGCGUACAGUCCCGAGAAAGUAGAUCUGGAUCAUCAUCCUCAGUACAGCUUCGGCUUGAGAACACCUCUGGAGAAACCCAGUGACACUCCAGCUCCAGGAGCUUAUUGUCCAGAGAGAGUGAAUUUGCACAAGGGUCCAGAAUACAGUCUAAGUGGAAAAGGUCUUUCUCCAAAAUCAGACGUGACUCCAGCUCCUGGAGCUUAUUUUCCAGAAAAAAUAAAUUUCCACAGAGGCCCUGAGUACAGUUUAAGUGGAAAAGGUCUCACAGAAAAACCGAAUGACACUCCAGCUCCAGGGGCUUACUGUCCCGAAAAGAUCAAUUUGCACAAGGGACCAGAGUACAGUUUAAGUGGAAAAGGUCACUCUCCAAAAUCAGAAGAUACUCCAGCACCUGGAGCGUACAGUCCCGAGAAAGUAGAUCUGGAUCACCAUCCCCAGUACACCUUCGGCUUGAGAACACCUCUGGAAAAACCCAGUGACACCCCAGCUCCAGGAGCCUAUUGUCCAGAAAAAAUAAAUUUGCACAGAGGUCCAGAGUACAGUUUAAGUGGAAAGGGUCACUCUCCAAAAUCAGACAACACACCAGCUCCAGGCACAUACAGCCCUGAAAAAGUGCAUUUGGAUCACCCGCCCCAGUACACUUUUGGCUUGAAAACACCUCUAGAAAAACCGAGUGACACCCCAGCCCCUGGAGCUUACUCUCCAGAAAAAAUAAAUUUACAGAAAGGUCCUGAGUAUUCCCUCAGUGGAAAAGGCCCUUCCGUGAAGCCCAAUGACACUCCAGGCCCGGGUGAAUACUACCCCGAGAAAAUAAAAAGUCUGGAUCAUAUGCCUUAUUACAGCUUUGGUAACAGAACUCGACUGAGUAAACAUAAAGAUACUCCAGCACCUGGUACAUACUCACCCGAAAAAUCCUGCACACAUCUCGAUGGUUCACCUAGGUACAGCUUUGGCGUAAAACACUCCCCCUAUCAGUCGAAUUCUUUUCCAGCUCCGGGUUCAUACUCUCCUGAAAAAUCCAAGAUCGACAGUUCACCUCAGUUCAGUUUCGGGAUGAAAACUCAAGUGGAAAAGCUCAGCGAUACGCCUGCUCCUGGAGUCUAUUCCCCUGAGAGGGUGAAUUUUAGCAGAGGACCUGAAUUCAGCUUGAGUGGCAAGCACAUUGUGGAUAAAUCUGCAGAUGUACCAGGACCGGGCCACUAUAGUCCAGAGAAUGCGAAAUUAAUCUGGGAAAAAGCCAUGCAAUUCACGUUCGGCUUGAAGCCACCCAUUAGCAAAGACGAGAGCACUCCAGCUCCAAAUGUCUAUACCAUCCCCUCAGCCCUCGGUGGUACCAAGGAAGGAAACAAAAAGACAGCACCUGCCUACUCGAUAUCAGGAAGACAAAAAGUAUUCACAGACGACAGAGUACUCGUCCCAGGACCCGGGGCUUACGAAUCCAUCAGAACUGAUAUCGUCAGGGAAAAGAGUGCGGCCUACAGUAUAAGCGGACGUUAUCAAAUUCCCAGUGAUCAGUCGAAGAUUCCAGCACCUGGGGCGUACUGUCCAGAAAAAGUGGUGCUGGAUAUUCCUCCAGCUCACACCUUCGGCAUCAGGCACUCCCAGUACAUCUGCAACCUGAAGGACACAGUGCCUUCAUACUGAUCGGACAACAAUGGCUUCCAUUCAUCGAUUUUACUUGUUUCUCUUCUAAAAUUUGACUGACCACG